Dermacentor albipictus is the source of this 4258-nucleotide messenger RNA. RefSeq names its product transmembrane protein 135-like. The record is from RefSeq and is a predicted model, not a curated record. Lineage: Eukaryota; Metazoa; Arthropoda; Arachnida; Ixodida; Ixodidae.
AUCCGGCUUUCCGCUUCUGUCACGCACGCCGGCGCGCGCUCCCGGCGAGAAGCGGAACUCCAGCGGACGACGCCGCCCGCUCCGCUACCGCUUUCUUGUCCGCACGUUUCAAAGGCGGCACACAUCUCUCCCCGGCUGCAGCAGCAGCCCCGCCGCACUCCGGAGCUCGGCGGCGAAGGUGCACCACUCUAGCGUAACCUUUUACAUUCCGCUCUCGAACGUGGCGGCGUGGGCACUCCCCCAAAUGGUGCCGCGGCUCUUUUGACUCGGAAACAGGGUAUAGCGCGCGCGUGUGCGCGCGUUCAUCGUCAAAGCAUGGCUGUGUUCAGCAAGUACGCUCAGCUGCUGGACUACCACCUCCCGUACAACUGCUACGAGAUCGGCCACACGUGGACUCCGUACUGCGCCGAGGCAUCCGUUUACGUCGGCCUGCACGCGUUCAAGGAGUCGCUCAAGAUCUACCUUCCACUGUAUGCGGCGUCCCUUGUGUACAGCAAGCGCUACGAUAGCGACUCCAUCAAACGCACUCUCCGGGCCGUCCUCAUCUCCUCCUUCUUCCUGAGCUUCAACGCGUUCGCCUUCAUCGCCGUCUUCUGCUCGCUCAGGAGGCUGGUGGGCCGGUUCAAUUUCCUGAAUGCGUCCUACCUGCCUGGUUUCUUGGCGAGCCUCAUGGCCAUCCUGCUCGAGCGCAAGAGCAGGAGGCAAGCGCUGGCAAUAUACGUCUGCAACAUCGCCUCGGAGACCAUUUUCCGCAUGAGGGUCUCCCGCAACGAGAUCCGGCCGAUCAAGCAUGGCGAGGUCAUCCUGUUCAGCGUCGCGUCCGCGCUGUUCCUGUACGUGAUCCGGCGCAGCGGCUUCUCCAACGACCCCGUGAGCCGGGCCUUCCAGUUCAUCGUGGGUCGCGAGGAGGUGCUGGCGUCCGGCGGCGGCAGUUCGUGCUCCUCCCACACGCCCAGCUCGUCGGGCGGCUCGCCCACCCCUCCCCUCCUGCGCGCGGGGGUGGACAGCCCGCCCGGGGACCUGGCCGGCCGAGGCGAGGCCGAGGAGAAGGCCAGGCAGCUCGUCGACUACGCGUCCCGGCUGCUCGACGACCAGGGGCCGGCCAUGCAGAAGAGGCUCGCCGCGCUGGGCCUGAACGCCAGGCACUGGUCCUGCGGUCACAAGCGCGGGUGCGUGGCGCACGUCUUUCAGGGUUUCCUGCGCCCCUUCAUGCUGGGCUGUGGCUUGCGGCUGCUGUUUCGGCUGGUGGCCGCGAGGCGUCGCCUGAUGCAGGACGCGAGCUGCAUCUACCCUGUGCUCUUCCGGCGGAGUAACCUCUGGCUGGGCGCAUUCCUUGGCUCCUUCGCUGGCAUCUACAGGCUGGUAAGCUGCCUGCUGCGGUGGAGCGGCGACGGUCGCAGCGACUGGCACGCCCUGCCGGCUGGUCUUCUGGCAGGACUCUCCAUGUUCUGGUACCCCAGCCCCAGCAUUGCACUCUACCUAGUCUGGAAACUCGUCGAGAACGUCUACAUGGCAGGGAUGGACAAAGGCGUUCUUCCUUGCGUGCCCAACUCGCCCGUCCUUCUCUACUCCGUCUCUUGCGCGGUGCUGUUCUACGCGGCUGUCUUCGAACCACACAAUCUCAGGCCGACAUAUUGGGCUUUCCUCAACAGGCUGUCAUCCGACAGGUUUUCGCUGCUGAACCGUCACGUGUACGACAUGUUCGGUGUGCACUCGUCCAAGCUGUUCGAGGACUUUUGGCCCAAGCUGGACCUGAAGUUCACCACGCGCAAGUUCCAAGAGUCGGUCCUCGUCUGGGUGCCCUUCUGACAUCCAGUACAGUGUGGCGCCGGAGAUGAAAAAAAAAAGAAGUGUGAUACGGCAGGAACUGUUCUUUUUUUUCAGCCGUUUAUUUUUUUGUUCUUUUCUUCGCAUAGCAAGGCGCUAAGCCUCCACCGCAAGUUGCAGCUCUUCCCGUGCCUGGAAGUGCAAAACGCGCUUUCCGCGUAUGUGAAAGGUUUUACAGACUUUUUCCUCACUGGACCAUUUUUGAGGACUGUUCUGUUGACUUUUCCGUGACGUAUCAAUGCCACCCUCUCCACAAAAAAUGGCGGCCUGAACAUCGUUGAACUGCAGCAGCUCGCAGUGUUCUUUUGUGUUGCAGAUGACGAACGGGUAAUGAACGAAAGCAAGAACUACUGACAAGCUGUAUACAACUGAAAAAAAAAUUUUUUUAACAAUAUGUUGGCUCGUACAUACAUCGUGCACUGAUGCAUUUCGGAAAGGCUAUUUCACGAGCUUCUCGAAAUGAUCCGCUUCCUCAGAGACGCACGUUCCUAUAAGAAAAUACGCUUCCUCGUUUUUUUUCUUCUUCGUUUUAUAGGAGCUUGGACAUUGUUCGUCAAACGCUGCCAUAUCAGCACCUGUUGUUCAUUGCUACAAGUUCUAGGUCUGGACGAUUAGCCACGCAUUAACUGGGUUGCUUAAAAGCGGAUAGCUUUAAACGAGAAGGACAGCAUAGGGUCUUCUGUCUUAAGUCAUGCUUACCGAACUUGUUCUGCACCCUGGGCUCCUUUUAUUCUCGUGCAUCGAACCCCCCAAUCAAUAUAUCCGAUGCAACCCGAUAUCUUCAGGCGUCGUGCAAUCUUCGAUCACCUUCGAUCUGAUGUAGGCAUGUCGACUACCCAUGUCACCUAACAUUAUCGAGAGAAAGGAAAGACUAACGGGUCUGAUAUAACGAUGCUGGGCUAUUGUUACGAUUUAAGAAAUGUUUAAGGAAUGUGGCAAUAUACUUAUGACGAAGCCCUAUUUUGAAGUAAGUAUUGCGCAAAAACCUACCACUCGAAGCUGCAAUGCGCGAAAGCGGUGUCGCAAGGAAUGAUUUACUUUCAGAGCGCAGCUACGUAUAGGCCUACUCGCAGACGCAAGACCUACCGUAGUACCCAGCUACAUUUUUAUGUGGAGCGUGACAAUUAACAUUAAUGUCCUUUUUGUUGUUUUUUCGCACAAGUAAACUUUUUGCACAUCAGAAAAGAAAAGAUGUGGAAUAUGUAUGCGGGCUCCUUUAAUAAUCAGAUUACGAGACUUCCCGUGCCUAAAUAAAAAAGAAAAGUUGCCUGCUGCUGUUUUUUAUUUCGUUUCGUAGGAAACCGCGGUGGUUCAUUCUUUUCUACUUCUUUUUUUCUUAUGUAUAUUUUCCAAACUGCAACACGUACCUACGCAUACGCAUCUGCGUUGCUGCGUUCCACGUACAUCACUCAAGGGCUGUACAUGUGUGCAGCGUCCCCUUUGUUCGGUUGGGUUAGCAUCAUGCGCAGGCAGCGCUUGAACGCGCGUGUGAAGCCCCGCCUCCCCAAGUUCUGUCAUGUCCUCCGAGAUCGUGGCCGCCCGCACGUACGCUGCGCGCAAGCUCUCGGAGGCCACGAUUUGGCGCAGCUUCAGCGCCGCUAGCGACUGUAAACGGUCAAAAAAAAAAAAAGAAUCGUGCCAAGUUUCGAAUCAUACCGGACUAUAGGCCUUGGAGUGGACCAUAAAUGCUGGCCAGUGUGCAAAGUGCGGGGCCAGUGUGUAAAUUGCGGGUAGUUUAGUCGUAAGCAAAGUCUUAGUAGCUACAGCCUCGUGAAGCUAAGUUCAAACCAGGGCCCACAGAACUGUUGUCGUGAUCACUUUAUGUUCAUUUAACCGCUGCCAUAAUCUCGUCGGAAGCUGCAUAUAACGUAUAGUGGAUGUUGCUAUACCGCUCAAGAUGUUCACAAGAUGUUGCUGCCGCCAGCAGUGCUGCUUUUGUAUCACGCGUCACGGCAUACCGUAAACGGUGCUGCUCUCAUAGUACUAACACGUGUACACACAGGCUUUCUAUUGGUCCACUGCUGCGUUUGUUACCACAAGGCGUAUAUAUUAAACGCGACAGCAUAUGCACCAGAUAGUUCAUUUGCGCGUGCAUCUGCCUCGUGCUUUUGUAGAUAAACCUGGCGCAGAAAGAGGUGUAUCCACAGACUACGCAAAUGCAACUACACAGCUUUGCUCACUUUCAGUGAGCAAACGGCGACACGGGGUAAAGGCCGCGCUUCAAACUGCGCGUAGUUUUACAGGGUGCCAAUUUAACGAAGCGCUCUGUAGAAAUGUGAGCACAAUUUUAGUUUUGUUUGUUUGUUUGUUUGUGAAUUUUACUACGUUCUGCAUGGCGAUAAACGCAGCUUUCAGAUUAUUUUAUGCACUGAGCAAAAUAUGUCGUUUUGUAUAUACAUACGUGAAAGAAAAUAAAAUUGUACAUAACCCA